AUGACCCACGAAUCUUUGAUCACCAAUCUGACUCUAUACUACCAAACUCUCGCCGCGAUCCAUCACAUCUCUCCCGCCGACAUCCCCCCACCUCCAACCCGCAUCAACAUCCCCGCAGCCAACGAAGCCGGCCUAUCCUCCUCAGCAAUCUCCCUACUCCAAAGACUUCCACAACUGCACCCCGACCUCAACACACUUCCACUCCUCCCCGAUGGCACCCAACCAGUCUUCUACACUGACUCCGACCUCUCCUGGUCGCGAAGACCAACGUUUCAAGACGAUCCCGAGAUCUCUGUAGAUGCGUUCGUGUUGAGCAAUCCAAAUAUCUAUGGCACUGCUUUGAUCUACGAUACCAUUUCUGAGAAACUGCUGCCUUGGGAAGCGUGGGGUAAACAUGUUGACUUCGAAAUUGCGGAGGUGGAGAAUCCGUUUGAGAUGGAGGAUGCGAAGGCUGCCGAGGAGAUUCUCGGGCCUUGGAUAGAGAAGAUGUUGAAGCUGGAAUGGGUGCCUUUUGGGGAUGAGAUUGUGACGGAGCCGGAUAGGGAUGAUGUGAAGAUAGCAAAGGGUGAUGUCGAUCUCGUGGCAGAUAUUCAGCUGCGGUUCGUCAAGUUCAGUGUCCGUCAGGUUUACAUGGCCUGUGGUUGGAAUGACAAGGCCAAAGACCUGCAUGCCGCGAAGAGGGCGUUUGAUGACGACUCAUUUGAGCAUAAGAAGCAAGAGUGGAUGAGUCAAACGCAGAGAGUUCUUGAUCAAGCAUACGAAGAACAGUGGGAGUGGUCGAGCAUAAGGACAGAAUUGGAUAUUGAGGGAAGUGGUCCGAUCGCACUACUUGAUGACUGUUUACCCGAAGGACAGCAAAUGAGACACCUUCGGUUUUGA
Messenger RNA from Aureobasidium namibiae CBS 147.97, 879 nucleotides. RefSeq lists its product as uncharacterized. The transcript has a single exon. NCBI's taxonomy places the organism in Eukaryota, Fungi, Ascomycota, Dothideomycetes, Dothideales, Saccotheciaceae. The record is from RefSeq and is a predicted model, not a curated record. The coding region runs from base 1 to 879 and encodes 292 amino acids.